AUGGACAUUCUUAAUAACGAACCUACUGGGCGGCCUUCCACACCAGAUCCCCAAUGUUCAAUUUGUUUGAAUGACUUAACCAAUAAAUGUUACUCCAAUGCAUGUGUACAUUUAUUUUGUUUUGAUUGCUUACAAUUGUGGUCAAAUAUGUGCUUACAACGAUGUCCAAUAUCAGAACCAACUUGUCCAUUAUGUAAGCAAACUUUCAAAUACAUUUUUCAUUCAUUUGAUAAUCUAGGCGUCUUUGAAACAUAUACUGUUCCUAUAAUGCCGAGUUUUGCUACCUCAAGCCCAGUAAAUGAACCGGAAUUUAAUGGAAUGACACAUAUUAACAGUAUGAUCGUGCAAAGUCUUUUAAGUAUGACUCCUGAAGCUGACACAAGAUUGAGAACCUUAUUUAGGAACAGAGGCUUGGGUGAAUUGGGCGACCAUCGUUUUCAAAUAAAUCAUAACACCCCUCAGAACAAUGGACCUGUUUUUGCACUCAAUGGUCAAAGUAUAAGAAUGGAAGUGUAUAAUGAUAAUGUGUGGGCUAUACCAUUACAUCCUAAUACAGAUGGCCGUUUUAGAUAUGGUACCACAGAUUUCUAUCGAAAUCAUCCAACACAAAUGUACAGAUUGCGUACAUUCAUUCUUAGAGAUCUUGUGGCCAUAAGGGAAUCAGUAAGAGUUGAGGGUCUGUCCAUGCCUUUCCCUGGCAUCUCUGAUUUUCGUGCUACAAAUUUGAUAAUGUCAUCACUUCCGAAUUGUGAUAUAAGACAGUUACAUUUGCUUAACAGCUUAAAUGAUAUUCUGAAUGUGCAUGCAGUACAUUUUUGCCAUGAACUAUACAAUUUUGCUAAUAGUAUAUUUGAUAUUUUUGACUAUGAUAACAAUGUUCAAUAUUAUCAUCGUGAUAGUGAACCGAUAGAUCCAUUUUAUCAAGAACAACCACCACCAAACCUUAUUGUACUGGAUUCAAAUAAUGAAGAACUUCAAAGACCAAAUAUAAUAGAAGAUAGUUCUAGUACCAAUAGCUCUGAUGUUGAAGUUCUAAGUGAGUACUACCGUUCUAUCGAUCCACAGAAUUCGGCCUCUAUUAACCAACCAUCUACGUCUACUGGAAUUCGAGAUUCAUUAGAUGGACCAAAAACAAACAAUAGUUUUCAAUCCAUAAAUGGUGGUUUAUCUCAAGUAUCAUAUUCAUCUCAAGUAAAAAGAGGCAGGCCCGAUUCAGAUGAAUCAGAUGAUGAAGAAUCAAUAAUUGCUACUCAAGAGUCUCAAACUGCUAAUUUAAAAUCUCAAGAUAUUAAUAACAAAAAGAAAAAGAAACACCAAUGA
This is a messenger RNA of Macrosiphum euphorbiae (potato aphid), 1320 nucleotides long. Lineage: Eukaryota; Metazoa; Arthropoda; Insecta; Hemiptera; Aphididae. The record is from the annotation of a GenBank genome assembly.